Cotesia glomerata is the source of this 1155-nucleotide messenger RNA. It is a transcript of the gene Pgm1, whose product is annotated as phosphoglucomutase. Gene Ontology annotation, biological process: carbohydrate metabolic process. Gene Ontology annotation, cellular component: cytosol. The annotation marks the transcript as partial. The record is from RefSeq and is a predicted model, not a curated record. Gene Ontology annotation, molecular function: phosphoglucomutase activity. Lineage: Eukaryota; Metazoa; Arthropoda; Insecta; Hymenoptera; Braconidae. The transcript is spliced from 4 exons.
UAUGCAGUUACUGGACCGUAUGCCAAUCGUAUUUUUGGAGUUGAACUGGGAGUGAAUAAGGAUUGCAUUGUUCAUUCAACUCCCCUAGAAGAUUUUGGUGGUCUUCAUCCUGAUCCAAACUUGACAUAUGCUGCAGCUAUGGUAAAUACCGUUAAAAAUGGCACUUAUGAUAUGGGAGCAGCGUUUGAUGGCGACGGUGAUAGAAAUAUGAUAAUCGGAAGAAAUGCAAUUUUUGUUACACCAUCAGAUUCUUUAGCAGUUUUAGCAUCUCACUUGAAAAUAAUUCCAUAUUUCCAAAAAACUGGAAUAAAGGGAUAUGCAAGAUCUAUGCCUACAAGUUCAGCAAUAGAUCAAGUUGCAAAACAAACGGGAAUACCCUGUUUUGAAGUUCCGACUGGGUGGAAAUACUUUGGUAAUCUUAUGGAUUCAAAUAAUCUAUCUUUGUGUGGUGAAGAAAGUUUCGGUACCGGUUCUGAUCAUAUUCGGGAAAAAGAUGGUAUUUGGGCAUGUCUUGCAUGGCUUAAUAUCAUAUCAAAACUAGGAAAAUCUAUAGAAGAUAUUCUGAAAGACCACUGGAUGAAAUAUGGGAGGAACUUCUUUGUCCGUUAUGAUUACGAAAAUUGUAAUAGUGAUGAUGCAAACAAAGUAAUGAUGGAAGUCGAUACCAAAAUUCAAGAAGCUAAUUUCAAGUCCAGCAAAUUAAGUUUUAAUAAUACAGAAUAUAUUGUCAAAACAGCUGACAAUUACUCAUAUACAGAUCCUAUUGAUGGUAGUACCGCCACCAAACAGGGUUACAGAAUUCUAUUUGACGAUGGUUCACGGAUAAUUUAUAGAUUAUCUGGAACCGGUAGUACUGGAGCUACAAUCCGUGUGUAUAUUGAGUCUUAUAAAUCUGAUCAAUCUGAAAUCUUGAAAGAUGUGCAUGAAGCUCUAAAUCCAUUAGUACAUAUAGCUCUAGAAUUGUGUCAACUGAAAAAACAUACUGGUCGCGACAAACCAACAGUUAUCACAUAAGAGUCGGUUUUUCAACAUUAUCUACUGAUAUGUAGAUAUCCAUAGAUACUCGAAAGAUAAUUUAUACAAAUUCAACACCAUAAAUAUAUCAUAUAUCUAUUAGUUGUGAAUGAACUUUUGUUGAUUUGUGAAAUAAAAAAA